This is a messenger RNA of Hypanus sabinus (Atlantic stingray), 1101 nucleotides long. It is a transcript of the gene cfap77, whose product is annotated as cilia and flagella associated protein 77. The transcript has 7 exons. The record is from RefSeq and is a predicted model, not a curated record. NCBI's taxonomy places the organism in Eukaryota, Metazoa, Chordata, Chondrichthyes, Myliobatiformes, Dasyatidae. The coding region runs from base 245 to 994 and encodes 249 amino acids.
GUUACCGGGGCAACGGAUUCCCAACAGCGGGAGGAUUCAUGUUUUGGGGAAAACUGUCAGCGAGACGGAUGAUUUCGGAAGCCUCCCAGUAAAGUGACACUAGACGUUUACGUUUGUUUUCUGACAACUGUUUAAGCCGGCAUCUGACAACAUUUGUCGUGUGCUUGCCCCUCAUUUGGUCAGUAAUCCAGCCAAACCCAGGGAAAGUGCGAAUCCAGAGUUCAUCACCAUUGAAGAAUAGUAUAUGUCUGACACAGCGAUGUUACCUGCUUCAUCAUGGUCGGAAACAGAUCGUGUUGGGGAGAUCAGAGAUUCCAUGUUGAUUAAUCCUCUUUUAAUAAAGUCAGAACUUGGCAAGCCGAAAAGGAAUGGCACUAAACUACCAGGACCAAAUUAUGUGUAUGGGACAUAUCACAGAGUCUUUGAUGGUGGAGUUCCUGCAGCUAUUGGUCAAUGGCGAAGUACCCAACCCAAAGCACAGGCAAAGCUGCAAAAACUGAAGCGUAACUUUGCUACACUAAACAAAGCAGCAAUUAAAGCUGGACUGGUAACUCCACGAGAGAUCUACCAAUUCAGGGCAACACAUGACAUUGGAAAUAUAACACAUAAAGAAGAAAAGAAAGAGCCUGUGCUUCCUGAUAUAACUCAUGGAAUGUCCACCCGGCCUUCAACCCCUAUGUUUGAUCUGCUAGAAAAUAAAUUUCAGCAAAAGUGGAUAGAGGAACAGAAAGCAUUAGAUGAAAUGAAGAAGAAAAAGAAGACUCAUCAGGUCCACUUUAUAAAGAAUUAUCAAACUCGUGCAGCAUUCUUGAGCAAAGCCAUACCACAGGUAGAUCCUCCACCAAUAGUGCACCCCCUUUGCUACCGAAAGAUUGGACCUCACCUUGAUACAUUCCGAAGUGCUGAAGCUCGUAAGGCAGCCUUGAAAGCUCACUACCUGGAUUCUGCAGCAAGGAGCGGUCCCAAUGGGCAAGGUGUCUAUGCUUUUGACUAACUACUUGCUUCAACUUGCAAAUAAAUAGAUUUUAAUGUACAUGCUGCAGAUAUUUGAAAUAUGUAAUUGUCUUAAUAAGCAUUAAAUUUAUUCUUUAGUUAUCUGAU